UUUCAACAGUACAUGAAAUUUAUGAUCUCAUCAAGUUCUAACAUUCCAUGACGAAGUACUGAAUUUAUUUUUAUGUAAACAAAGCUAAAACUCAUUUUUUUUGGCUAGGUCAAUAUUCUAUGGGUAGGCUCAAGUCAAUUCUACCCAACUUCGAAUCAUAGCAGUCAUUUUAUGUUAGGGAACAAAGUGGACAACAUCCAGGAUUUUGUUUUUCAUUAAUCGAUAUUUUGGACUUGCUGUAAUCAUUGCCUCGACCUUCUGUCAGUUUUCUGAUGUCUUCGUUUGUACUAGCAUCAACUUACUUCUUUGUAGUUGAUGUCCACACAAAUCCUGUUAAUGCCAUAUGUAGAUGUUUCCCUGCUAGCAUGUUUGUUCACCAGUAACCCUUAUUUGUUACUAGGUCAUGCAUUCACGAACUUCGACAUCAUUGGACUUUUUCUUGUUUUGAACAUCGAGAUUAUCCUUCUUCGAAGGCUGUUUGCUCUCUAUGACUACAAACGAGUGAUUGUGAUUCCCAUGGUAGUAUUAUUUAUCAUAUAUGUAUGCAGUACAGUGGGAAUAGCUAUUGCAAUGAGUGUAUACUCUCAAGAAAAUGAGUUUGUGCUCUUUGGUGUAUGUGAAGAAAUAAUUCCAAGCUGGUUCAUUCCGUUCUGGACUCCAAUCAUGGCCUUCGACUUCGUGAUCAUGGUACUUGCUGGCUUCAAAUCUAUGCAACAUUACAUCCAUGUUCCUAAUAAAAAUUGGUCUGGUGCUCGAUUAAUGAAGACUCUGGCACGAGACUCUUUUGUUUACUUUGCAUGCAACUUCUUUAAUUACUUGGCCAUCACCUUUGUGUUUCAUCUCGCACCACCUGAGUUCUUCCAACUAGGAGCAAGCUGGACAAUUGUGAUACCUCCAAUAGCUGCCAACCACCUGCUCAUAAAUAUGGAACAAUCUCGUUUCAGAGACACCAACUCCACUACAGACUCAAGGACCAAUGUGGAAUCUGAGUCCUCGAAGGACAUAGAGCUGACACAACGACAUGUUCAGAAUACUGCACUGCUUGCUGUUGUAUAACUGAAGAAGUGAUACAUGGUUUUGUACAGUAUGUAGGGUCUUCGAUUUGUUCCACAAAGAUGUGUCUGUUGUACAUUAACUUGAGAGUUUUCCGUUACAGUUUAAAUUUAUGUGCUUUACCAGUUAAAUAUGCUCAGGAUAGUUCGAAGAAACAUAAAUGGGACUGGUAACA
Molecule: messenger RNA, 1228 nt
Organism: Suillus fuscotomentosus
Lineage: Eukaryota; Fungi; Basidiomycota; Agaricomycetes; Boletales; Suillaceae
Exons: 9
Coding region: 316-1056 (246 amino acids)
Source: RefSeq, a predicted model, not a curated record